GCAGGAGGAGGCGUUUCGCCGCAUCAUUUCGAAUUCGUUCACGCGGAAACGAAAACUAGGAAUAAUUUUUGAAUCGUUGACAAAGAUUCGCCCCCUCCGAUCACAAAGAACACCGUAACACCCUCUACAGAGUGAACUAGUAAUCACGACGCACGCGCGCAUAUUCGUCGAAUAGUUCGCACGUUUCUAACGUUUCGGUGAUAUCGACUUUUCGCUGCGAAUUUAUUCGACUGCUGGAACUACGAAUACACAUUUGAAACGCCAUCGUUCUCUGAACUGGACACAACAAUCGAACAACCACCGAGUCUACGAUUUUGGGAACUUUUGCUCGAACGUACCGCGUGAAGUGACUUCGGCAUGCACGACGUGAAGACAACGGUAUUCGACAGCAUUUACUCGUGGUAUGCGUAAGCGGUUCCGGAAAUUACUGGACGAAAGGGAUAACAGAAGUCUUACACGUGCAAGGAGAAUUGUUUAAAAAAAAAACCGUAUUCGAAAUUGUCGUCGAGUAAGAAAUUCGGGACCACGCCUACGGUAGACAACGAUGAGCUCGUGAGCGUCGAUUGAGGUUAGCUUGCGUCCACGAACGAUCGUCGUGAUUUAAGUGCGUGGCGGAGUGACGAUUUUAUUUGUAUACACUGUACGUACGUGGGUGCGUGUUCCGGAGGAGUGUCAGCUCGAAGAGUGGAAUAAUGUCAAGCAGUAUUUGCUACGCGCCCCUACCAGCACGAAUGGAAGCGUUCACCGCGCGGCUCUGUCUCCGUGCUGCUGACCAAUAUGAGCGGCUUCUGCAAGCUCACUUCAACAAGAUUUCUUUGGUUCCAGCCUUCGAAGAAGGAACAGACGCGACUGAACCAUAAUGCCAAUCAGAAGGAUCACCGAAGGCAGAAAGAUGCUUCGUCGGGCAGCACCUAUAGCGCCUUUCGUCAAUGGCGGAGGAACGCUUCUGUGGGCACGAAUCGGUCCAACAGCGUUGGGUCCAGCUCGACCCGGGCUGUCGCCAAGCUUCCCCAUGAUUCAGCGACGCUACAGAAAAUGGAACAAUUCCCUCUGGUUCUCUCCGAUGCUACCAUGCCGGAAGAGGACCUCUCGUUGAAGUUCCUAGCGCUGAAUGCUUUGGAUCUGACUGCGCCAGCCAGCGACGUUCUAUUGAAGAACAGAUUAAAAUCUUGGUUCCAAUUGUCGGGCCAUCCGGAUGGCUUUGCGCCAGCCGGACCCGGCACAGUUUGGAAAAGAAAAAUGGGAGGAUCGGAGAAUACAGAGAGGAUCGUUUACGAGGCGCUGAGCAAAGACAAGGAAUUACGUGACUGCAUACCAAGAUACUACCGAGAAGUGGAGUACAAAGGCGACACGUUCAUAGAACUGCAGGAUCUGCUGUUUGGCUUCAACGAUCCGCACGUAAUGGACAUCAAGAUGGGCACAAGAACGUUCCUCGAGUCCGAGGUGUCGAAGACGAUCGCGAGAUCGGAUCUUUAUCAGAAGAUGAUCGCCGUCGAUCCCGACGCGCCCACGAAGCAAGAACACGAGCAACGUGCCGUGACUAAGUUACGGUACAUGCAGUUCCGUGAGCAACAGAGCUCGACGCGUAGCCACGGAUUCCGAAUCGAGGCUAUGAAAUUACCUGGAGCGCCGCCCAUUACCGAUCUGAAGAAAGUGAAGUCUCACCAGGAAGUACUCGACACCAUGAAGCUCUUUCUAGGGGCGCGCGAGGCCACGCGAGAAAAGCUGCUCGUGCGCUUGAAGAGUCUUCGUUCGAAAAUCGAAGCGUCGGAGUACUUUAAAAGUCACGAGAUUAUCGGUAGCAGUAUCUUUAUGAUCUACGACGACGACAAGGUUGGCGUGUGGUUGAUCGACUUCGCUAAAACACAGAAAUUGCCGAGCGGGCAAAGAGUGACGCACAGAAAGCCCUGGGAGCAAGGCAACCACGAAGAAGGUUUUCUAUUUGGUCUCGAUGUUCUUAUCUCGACGAUGGAGGAAACUGCCCUCUCGAAGGCGGCGUAGUCUUUGUCACUCGUUAAUAUCCCCGUUCUGGUAUCAUCGUAAUAACUUUCAAAGUUAAUCAUCAUUAUUCACGUUUAUAAAUUAGCCAAUGGAUAUUCAAUUUUCGCUUAAAAAUGUACCUUUAUUCAUUUUACAAAUAGUUUUUUUUUUAACACGAUUUAUAAUAUACCUAAGACUUUGUAAUACUGACAAUUUAAUUAAUGAUCGCUCUAUCGUCGGUUCAGUGUUUUUCAAAUGCCUUUUUCGUUCUUCCUGCGAAUUCAAAGUACGAGACUGUAAACGGUAUAAAAAUGAUUUAAAAUACUUUGAAACAACUUGAAACAAUUUGACAAACACUGACGGAUAAGGUAUUCAAAGCGAAAGACUGCUUAUUACUGCAUUUUUUCUAUAAGCCUUUUCAAUCGAGGAAGUUUCGCAAACGGUACUCCCGUCACAUAUUUAGUAUAUGUACAAAAUUUAUUAUUAAUGUACAAAUAUAGUUAAUUAAAUGUAACCGUUUAAAAAUUAUUUAUGAAGAACAGUUAGACUAUAAAAUGUACACGUUUCUUAAACGAAAUACUCGGUACCAGAAACAAUUUCGAUUUAAACGUUAAAUAUAUUCGUAUCUCUGUAUUAAAUUAUUUUCUUCUGUAACUGCCGCAAAUUUCAUUCCGAAGAAAAAUAUUUGUAAUAAAAACCAUUUAUAGACUAUAUACAAGUCUAUUUAAUGGCGAUUUCUGUAAUCUUCGCUGCAACUAUCAAUAUAAUUCGAACGAAUAUCCGUUUGCUGCGUUAAAAGUAACUACUAUACAGAAUAAACAAACUAUUACAAAUAUUUAAUAAUUAUGUGAAAACAAUUACAUAACGAUGUAUACAAUUUUUUAAGAACUGUUAAAUAAUCAGAGCUAUUCGAAAAGUAAUUCGUAUUUAUAUUCUCCGCGUUGUUCGUUUCCCGCUGAUAUUAUAUUUGCA
This is a messenger RNA of Colletes gigas, 2952 nucleotides long. It is a transcript of the gene IP3K1, whose product is annotated as inositol-trisphosphate 3-kinase homolog. Gene Ontology annotation, biological process: inositol phosphate biosynthetic process. Lineage: Eukaryota; Metazoa; Arthropoda; Insecta; Hymenoptera; Colletidae. Gene Ontology annotation, molecular function: inositol tetrakisphosphate kinase activity; inositol-1,4,5-trisphosphate 3-kinase activity. Bases 778 to 2001 code for a protein of 407 amino acids. The record is from RefSeq and is a predicted model, not a curated record. Gene Ontology annotation, cellular component: cytoplasm; nucleus. The transcript has 5 exons.